AUGGGGUUCUCGAGCCUCGCAGACGAGCUGGCGGAUGUGUUUGAUCAAGGCGAAGGGACGGGUGGGCGGAGCUUGGCUGAUGAGUUUGGGCUGGACUUUGGCUUGGACGAGGACGUACAGGGGGACGGCUCGCUGGACGAGGUCGACAAUGCCCUAGAUACCUCCCCCAAUCCGCCUAUCCUCCUCACACCCCACCUCGGCACCCCUCCCACGCCCACCGGUCGUCUCUCAUCCAAGCGACGGGGAUCCUACUCAUCAAGCCGAUCAGGCGGGAUGAGCGACCUACUUGGCGAGGAUCCCCUGCUGGAGGACUCGCUCGAUCUUCCGCCUCUCGAAUCCCCACAUACGCCUCCCGCUCGAGGACCCACCUCUCCCAAGUCCACUCGGUCACCUCCUCCACGUCCACCUGACUCCUCAUCCCGCUACACCCCCGCGCUCGAACGAGACCCGCUAGUCGAGCUGGAAGAGUGCAUAGCGAGCACCUCGAGGCUGAUUAGCGGGCUGAAGGGGAUUCAUCAUACCUCGGAGACAACACUCUCGCUGUCCACUUCCACGUCGGCGCGGUCUAUAUCGUCGGUCUCGUCCAGAGGGACCAUCACGGACAACUCGGCGGGGUAUGCGGGGAUGGACAUCGUGGAUCGCUUGACGGGGUAUGCGGUGGGGAUGCAGAAGCGGGAAAGAAGAUUGGACGAGCGGAUGAGAGAGCUGGAGGGAUUGGCGGAGCGGUGGGAAAGGGUGGGGUAUGGCGGCGCACUAGAAGUGGAGGGUGAUGGCUUGUUGGCAGAGGAGACACCCGUAUCGCGGCUGGUUCAGGAUGUUCACCCCGACCCCCUCCUCCCAACCUUGCUGAUCCUUCGCGAGACGCUCCACGCCCACUCGUCCCAUAGCCUCGCAACACAGCGGCAAUUUCGGCAGAUACGGGGAGCCAUCCAAGGGGCCAAGGAGCGGGACGAGGCGGAAGAGGCUGCGCGGAGAGGUAUAGAGGCAUGGGAGAUCGGUAGGGUACAGGAGGGUUUGAAGGGCGAGGGAGUGGGCGAGAGGUUGGCCAGGCUGGUAGCGGGCUUCGAGGGCACUCUAGCAUCAUUUGAACGGGAUCUGCGGGAGAAAGUCAGAGCUCCGUCACUAGCAAUAUAG
This is a messenger RNA of Dioszegia hungarica, 1134 nucleotides long. RefSeq lists its product as uncharacterized. The record is from RefSeq and is a predicted model, not a curated record. Bases 1 to 1134 code for a protein of 377 amino acids. Lineage: Eukaryota; Fungi; Basidiomycota; Tremellomycetes; Tremellales; Bulleribasidiaceae. The transcript has 2 exons.